Messenger RNA from Caenorhabditis briggsae, 483 nucleotides. The record is from RefSeq and is a predicted model, not a curated record. Lineage: Eukaryota; Metazoa; Nematoda; Chromadorea; Rhabditida; Rhabditidae. The transcript has 3 exons. Gene Ontology annotation, cellular component: mitochondrial inner membrane. The coding region runs from base 1 to 483 and encodes 160 amino acids.
AUGUUGGGAAACAAAUUUGUCGCCCAGCUGGCGUUACAGCAACUGAAGAAUCGAGGACUUCUUACUUCAGCUCCUCGUCUCACUUCUGUCAGACAUCGCUUCGCAUGGGGAUCGGAUGCUGUCGGACCAAAUGUUCCAGUUGGAGGAAAGAUGGGAGCAUCUGAGAAUCCAGAGCUUCAUACCUACGAUGGAGAUUACCGCGGAACCAUUUCAAAGGGUGAUAAGCCAAUCCCAGACUACUUCUACCGUACACCAACCACUGGUAGAACAUACAUCGAUCGAUGUGUGACCUACUUCAUCUCUGCCGUCAUCUGGGCAUGGUUUUCCUACCACAUGUACUACCAUUCUGGACAUCUUCUCGGUCAUUGGUACAUGCCAUACCUUACCGAAUUCAGUGACGAGGAGCUCGGCAUUCCAAAAGAUUCUGCAGAGGAUCCAGAAUACUGGGGAAAUCACAAGAAGGAGUACGGAACCUACCGAUAA